CUCACCCCCACUCUACAGAAUUUUUAUAAUAAAGAGAUAGUAACUCAUUAUAAUUUUUUAUUUUUUUAAAGAGUGGCGGAAACGGGCUUCCAUAGAUUAACUAGUACUUUAUAUUUUCCUGAUAUAAAUGUCCAGUUUGUUAAACCCAACCUGCUGCUCAUCUGUUUCUAGGGAAAUUCUAAUAACAAAAAUAAGAGGCCAUUUAGACGUUUUAUUUUGAAAGCCACAGCAGAUGACUUCCGGUCCUCAAACGGAGCCGCAGCCUUUGAACCAUCUAUGCUUUGAACACUGGAUGAAUUGAGUGGUUUGGGAGGAAAAGGGAGACGUUAGACGCAGGAGGUGAGACAGUUUGGGGGGGAGGACCGUUUGUCCCGGCCCCACCUGGCGCUCCUUCAGACCCCCAGGAUGGGUCUCUGACGGAGCCCGUCGGUCCGUCCGUCUGCAGCGCCUUUGUGUGGAGCGCAGAGCCUCAUCCUGCCUGGCCGCCGUUGAACGCUUCACCGCGGUGCGUUUACUGCUAAACUAACCAGCGGGGGAGGCUGCUGGGAGGGAGAGGGGGUCUGUUCCUACUGGUGUUUUCCAGUCCGACCGCAGCGUGAGCAGGAGGCCCGCUCCGGCAGAGGAUGAGAGCCAGCAGCCCAAACAUGACCAGUCUACGUCAGAGGAAGGGCAGCAGGGGGAAGGAGGCCGCUGAGGGUCAAACCCAGCAGUCCAAUUGUUGCUCUCAUCACCAUCCAGACAAGAUCCUGCAGGGCGAUUGGUCGUGGGGAUCUAUAAUCUGGACGUCCAUCGGUUGGUCUGUGUCUGUCGGCCUGGGCCUGCUGUGCUCCAUCUACGUGGCCACGCUGCACGAGAACGACCUGUGGUUCUCCAACAUCAAGGAAGUGGAGCGGGAGAUCUCCUUCCGGACGGAGUGUGGACUCUACUACUCCUACUACAAACAGAUGCUGCAGGCUCCAUCCAUACAGGAAGGGCUGUCAGAACUGAUCCAGGAUAACUUGACAGAGUCCAGGAGGACCAUUAAUCUCCUCCAGCGGAUGAACAUCUACCAAGAGGUGUUCCUCAGCGUUCUCUACAGGCUGCUUCCCCUACAGGCGUAUCUGGAGCCGGUGUAUUUCUACAUUUACACAGUGUUUUCGCUCCAAGCAGUCUAUGUGAUAGCUCUGUACCUCACAGCGUGGCUCCUGUCUGGUUCCUGGCUCGCCGGUACGCUGACUGGAGUCUGGUACAUUCUUAAUAGGGUAGAUACCACUCGGGUGGAGUUCACCAUCUCCCUCAGGGAGAACUGGUCUCUGCCUUUCUUCGCUCUGCAGGUGGCCGCCAUCACCUGUUACCUCAGGCCUCAGCUCAGCGCCUUACAGCAGAAGGUGACGGUGUGGCUGAUGUUUGUGACGACCUUCUGUUUCUGUCUGACCUGGCAGUUCAACCAGUUCAUUCUCCUCGUUCAAGCUCUCAUUAUCUAUGCUUUGGACUGCGGCGACCUCCUAUCAACCACACAGGUGACCACACUGUACCUGGUCCAGGUGAGCGGCCUGCUGAGCGUCUGGCUGCUGCAGUUCUGUAACUCCAUGAUCCUGGGAUCCCUGGUGCUGAGCUUCAUCGUGGCCGCACUCUUCGUCAGACACUGCCAGUCUUCUCUGAGGACCGGCGGCCUGCUGCUCCGUGUUGCCAAACUUCUUCUCCACACUGGCCUGGUUCUCCUGCUCACCUUCAUCAUCAACUUUUUGACUAAGAGAGCGCUGCAGCUCCAGUCAGACGAACACAUUUUUAAGUUCAUCAAGUCAAAGUUUGGUCUGGGGCCCACCAGGGAUUUUGAUGCCAGUCUGUAUCUUUGUGAAGAGGCCUUCGGCCUUCUGCCCCUGGACACGUUGGAGCGUCUGGCCGGCACGCUGCUUUUGUACCCCUACAUCCCCACCGUGCUGCUGCUCAGCGGCACGCUGGUAGCAGCAGUGCUGCAGAACCUCAGGCCUAAAGGAGGAGGAGUGGAGGCUUUCCGCCCAGAUGUGGCCUACAACCUGCUGCACACCGUCCUCUAUGGGCUCCUGGCCUUCAGCACCAUGAGAAUGAAGUACAUCUGGACCGGUCACAUGUGUGCGGUGGCAGCCUAUGGUGUGUGUGGCACUGAGAUUUGGACUCUUUUGCUCAAAGUUCUCCGUUGCAACACUAAAGCUCUGCUGCGGGUUGUCAGAUAUGCGGUUCCCCUGCUGCUGAUUGGCUGGCUGUAUUACAAGUUCUGGCCUAAGCUGAUGGAGGAGCUGUCAGAUCUGAGGGAGUUCUAUGAUCCAGACACCGUGGAGCUGAUGACCUGGAUUAGCACAAAGACCCCAAAGCAGGCGGUUUUUGCUGGAAGCAUGCAGCUCCUGGCCGGCAUCAAGCUGUGCACGGGCAGAGUUCUCACCAACCACCCACAUUAUGAAGAUAAAGACCUGCGGGAGCGAACCAGACAGGUGUACCAGGUGUACGCGCGGCGGUCUCCAGAGGAGGUGUAUGGUAUCCUGAGGGCGGCGGGCGCCGACUACGUGGUUCUGGAGAACAGCAUCUGCUACGAGCGGAGGCACCAGAGAGGCUGCAGACUGCGGGACCUGCUGGACCUGUCCAACGGACACAUCAUGGACGGACCAGGCGAGAACGAUCCGGACCUCGUCCCUGCCUCCCACCCUCGAUUCUGUGAUGCCAUCAAGACGGACGCGGCGGCGUACACGGCCCUGUUCACCAGAACCUUUCAGAAUAAGACCUUCUAUGUGUACCGCCUGAAAAAGAAGCGCAAGAACAGUGCCAAAACCUCCUCUGACCCGGUGUGAGGGGUCAGCAGGACCAGAACCAAGGCCAGCAGAGUCGGGCUGUUCAGAGCUCUGCUCACGGCUUUCAUCUGGAUGUUGUAUUCUUCUCUGAACUGUGGCGUUGAACUGUGGCUCAGUGCUGGAGCUGCAAACGCUGCAUUUGCUGCUGAGAUCAUCUUUGUCCAGGAAAAUAACCAGCUUCUCUAUGAACACCCGGUUCCUUCAAGGCCAAAACUACAAUGAUUGAAGAUGCAUAGUGUUGAGGAAAUAUGAAGUAGAGUUUCUAUUCGCUAGUUUUGUAGUAAUAUGUUACUUAAAGCUGCAUUUUCAGAAAUUAGAUAAGAAGAAAUGUCUUUAUUGUUUUGCAAAGAAUUUCUGUGGUAUUUUCAUUGAAACUGUUUUCCAUGAAGAGCUAAAUCAUUCCAGGCCUUGGUUUGCCAGCCGGUGAUAUCAGCCAUGUCUCCUGCAGGGGGCAGCAGACUGUGUGCAGGUUUUUUUUUUUGGUUUAGUGCUCGUCUAAAUGAUCAGUCCUUGUUUACAGCUAAUAAAAACCAA
Molecule: messenger RNA, 3335 nt
Organism: Cyprinodon variegatus (sheepshead minnow)
Lineage: Eukaryota; Metazoa; Chordata; Actinopteri; Cyprinodontiformes; Cyprinodontidae
Gene: dpy19l3
Product: dpy-19-like 3 (C. elegans)
Exons: 18
Coding region: 624-2801 (725 amino acids)
Cellular component (GO): nuclear inner membrane
Molecular function (GO): mannosyltransferase activity
Source: RefSeq, a predicted model, not a curated record